Messenger RNA from Euleptes europaea (tarantolino), 1529 nucleotides. Its product is annotated as ATP-dependent RNA helicase DDX19B. The coding region runs from base 23 to 1462 and encodes 479 amino acids. Gene Ontology annotation, cellular component: cytoplasmic stress granule; nucleus. The transcript has 12 exons. Gene Ontology annotation, molecular function: RNA helicase activity; ATP binding; RNA binding. The record is from RefSeq and is a predicted model, not a curated record. NCBI's taxonomy places the organism in Eukaryota, Metazoa, Chordata, Lepidosauria, Squamata, Sphaerodactylidae. Gene Ontology annotation, biological process: poly(A)+ mRNA export from nucleus.
CCCCCCGGUCCCCACACGAAGCAUGGCGACGGACUCCUGGGCGCUGGCGGUGGACGAGCAAGAAGCGGCCGCGGAGUCGUUGAGUAACCUGCAUCUGAAGGAGGAGAGACCCAAACCAGAGUCCAAUGGCACCGUUGUCAAGACAGAGGAUAAUGCAGAGAAGACAGAAGAAGAGGAAAAGGAGGACCGAGCGGCCCAGUCACUAUUGAACAAGCUGAUCCGCAGCAACCUGGUGGACAACACAAACCAAGUGGAGGUGCUGCAGAGAGAUCCCACGUCGCCCCUCUACUCCGUGAAGUCUUUCGAGGAGCUGCGGCUGAAGCCGCAACUGCUACAAGGUGUCUACGCUAUGGGUUUCAACAGGCCAUCCAAGAUCCAGGAGAACGCGUUGCCUAUGAUGCUGGCGGAACCCCCACAGAACCUGAUUGCACAAUCUCAGUCCGGUACUGGCAAGACAGCGGCGUUUGUCUUGGCCAUGCUCAGCCGAGUAGAACCCGAGAACAAAUACCCGCAGAGCUUGUGCCUUUCCCCGACAUACGAGCUGGCGCUCCAGACUGGAAAGGUGAUCGAACAGAUGGGCAAGUUUUAUCCAGAGCUGCGUCUCGCCUACGCAGUUCGGGGCAAUAAACUGGAGCGUGGCCAGAAGCUUUCUGAGCAGAUCGUCAUCGGCACCCCGGGCACCGUCCUGGACUGGUGCUCCAAGUUGAAAUUCAUAGAUCCCAAGAAGAUCAAAGUCUUCGUCUUGGAUGAGGCAGAUGUCAUGAUAGCCACCCAAGGACACCAAGACCAGAGCAUCCGUAUUCAAAGGAUGCUGCCCAGAGACUGCCAAAUGCUUCUUUUCUCGGCCACCUUCGAAGACUCCGUGUGGAAGUUCGCCCAGAAGGUCGUCCCCGACCCGAACAUCAUCAAGCUGAAGCGCGAGGAAGAGACGCUGGACACCAUCAAGCAGUACUACGUCCUGUGCAACAGCCGCGAGGAGAAAUUCCAAGCCCUUUGUAACAUUUACGGCGCCAUCACGAUCGCGCAAGCAAUGAUCUUCUGUCAUACUCGCAAAACGGCUGGCUGGCUGGCAGGCGAGCUUUCCAGGGAAGGCCAUCAAGUGGCCCUCUUGAGCGGCGAGAUGAUGGUGGAGCAACGGGCGGCGGUGAUCGAGCGUUUCCGAGAAGGCAAAGAGAAAGUCCUGGUGACCACAAACGUCUGCGCCCGAGGGAUUGAUGUGGAGCAGGUCUCUGUUGUCAUCAACUUUGACCUCCCAGUGGACAAAGACGGCAACCCGGACAACGAGACGUACCUUCACCGCAUUGGGCGCACGGGGCGCUUUGGCAAGCGAGGGCUGGCCAUCAACAUGGUGGACAGCAAGCACAGCAUGUACAUCCUCAACAGAAUCCAGGAACAUUUCAACAAGAAGAUCCAUAAACUGGACACAGAUGACUUGGACGAAAUAGAGAAAAUAACUAACUGACGUGCAGCUGCCGGAACUGGCCCGUGCCCUACCAUGGUAGCUCUCCCACUACAAAUUGGAUCAGCAU